AUGUACUGCUCGUUAGCUGCCUGUCUCGGGGUUUACGUGGCUGCCGUAUGGUUGUACGAAAACUUCCGCACUCCGGUGCUGCUGGUGCUACAGACCCUCAGGCAGCUGGUGUUCCGACAGAAGCUCUCUCAACGAUAUGGCCAAUGGGCCGUCAUCACCGGUGCAUCGGACGGCAUUGGCAAGGGAUACGCACACUACCUCGCGGGGAAAGGUAUGGCGAUCGUGCUGGUAGCGCGCAAUGCAGCCAAGCUAAACAAGGUAGCCGACGAAAUAAAGGCCAAGCACGGUGUGGAGACCAAGGUUCUGGUGGCAGAUUUCUCCAAAGGCGCUGAGAUCUAUCCUCAGCUCGAGAAAGCACUCGUUCCGCUGGAUGUUGGCAUUUUGGUCAAUAACGUUGGCGUCUCGCACGACACACCGAUGUACGUUGACGAGGUGCCGCAGCAGACGCUUUGGGACUUGAUCCACGUGAAUGUGGCCGCUGCGACGCUGCUCUGCAACAUCCUUGCGCCCUCCAUGAAACGGCGGCAGCGGGGUCUCAUCAUAAACGUGUCCUCGAUUGCCUCCGUCUGCCCUUCGCCCUGUAUGGCCACGUACGCCGCCUCGAAAGCGUACAUGACCAGCUUCUCGAUUGCGCUGCGCGACGAGCUGCGACCGUUCGGGGUGGAGGUGCAAACCGUCCGUCCCUCGUUCGUGCACACCAACAUGACCGACUUCCUGGUCACGGGCAAGGAGAAAUGGAGCAAAAAUAUGAUGGUCCGGGUGGACAACUUUAUGGCGUACGCUGGCUGCACGAUUGGCAAGGUUGACAUGACCAGCGGUCACUGGUCACACGGGCUGCAGCUGGCCGGCCUCAGCAUGGUGCCGGAGGUUGUGCGCGUUUACAUGUUUGGGCUGAUCAACAAGAAGCUGCGCGAACAAUUUCAUGUAAAAAAUAACAACAAAAAGCGUUAGAAACGGUUUGUAAAUACAAAGCAUCAUCAACGCCAAA
Molecule: messenger RNA, 988 nt
Organism: Anopheles gambiae (African malaria mosquito)
Lineage: Eukaryota; Metazoa; Arthropoda; Insecta; Diptera; Culicidae
Product: inactive hydroxysteroid dehydrogenase-like protein 1
Exons: 3
Coding region: 1-951 (316 amino acids)
Cellular component (GO): endoplasmic reticulum
Molecular function (GO): oxidoreductase activity
Source: RefSeq, a predicted model, not a curated record